AUGAUACAAAGACAAAUUAUUCUAUUGCUCUUACUAUUCAGCUCGCUAAUACACUGCACUUCCAUCGGGGUGGUCUUACCACCACUAAAGCCUAAAGACCUUGGUAAAGGAGUCACCCAUUGUUUCCGAUACCCAGUUAAUCCAAAUGAUCUAGUAGUGAUACGAUUGAAUGUCGGUCCUAGAAUAAAUGGUCAAUCGCUAAAUAUCAAGGUACUUGAUUCCCAUGAUAAUCUAUACCGUUCCAAAGAGGAUUUGACAAAUAAGGUCCGAUUUGCAUUCAGUUCAUCAGAAGAGGUCAAGUACUUUGACGUUUGUUUGGAAAAUAUUAUGACCGAUUUAUCGUGGUCGAAAACAGGGGAAGAAAAACUGGUGGUGUUAGAUGUCGAAGUGGGUGACGACGCAAGGAAUGAAAACUCUUUCCGUCAGCAAGAAAUGUACCAUCCAAUCAACACAGAUUUACAAAGAGUUAAAACAUCGUACGAGGAGAUGGAGCGAGAGUUAGCAGGGCUAGUGGAGAAAGAAAUAAGGUUGAGAAAUAUCAAUGAAAAGGCCAAUACAAACUACAUGAUUUAUGAAGUAGUGGUGAUUGUUAUAUUGAUUACCGUUGGCAUUUGCCAGUUGUGUUAUUUCAAAAUGUAUUUGAGGACUAAAAAGUUGAUUUAG
Molecule: messenger RNA, 663 nt
Organism: Saccharomycopsis crataegensis
Lineage: Eukaryota; Fungi; Ascomycota; Saccharomycetes; Ascoideales; Saccharomycopsidaceae
Product: emp24/gp25L/p24 family protein
Exons: 1
Coding region: 1-663 (220 amino acids)
Biological process (GO): Golgi organization; endoplasmic reticulum to Golgi vesicle-mediated transport; intracellular protein transport
Cellular component (GO): Golgi apparatus; endoplasmic reticulum; endoplasmic reticulum-Golgi intermediate compartment
Source: RefSeq, a predicted model, not a curated record